AUGUACUGCGCAACACAGCACGGCAGUUCAGUCAUCACUAGGCUGUCAGUCAGUCUGUUCAUCGAACGAUCAGUUCGUCCUAAGCAGAUGAAAAUGUCUCCGGAAAGAGGAGGAGCGGAGGGCAAGGAAGAAGGAUCGAGGAUGGCUUCUGCUGCGCUCCCGGAGGCGGAGGCAGUCCAGCCAAGGAACAAGGGCAAUUUCAAGUACGCCUUCACCUGCGCCCUCUGCGCUUCCAUGGCCACCAUCGUCCUCGGAUACGACGUUGGGGUGAUGAGCGGGGCGUCGCUGUACAUCAAGAGGGACCUGCAGAUCACGGACGUGCAGCUGGAGAUCAUGAUGGGCAUCCUCAGCGUGUACGCGCUCAUCGGGUCCUUCCUCGGCGCGAGGACGUCCGACUGGGUCGGCCGCCGCGUCACCGUCGUGUUCGCGGCCGCCAUCUUCACCACCGGCUCCUUGCUCAUGGGCUUCGCGGUCAACUACGCCAUGCUCAUGGUCGGCCGCUUCGUCACCGGCAUCGGCGUGGGCUACGCCAUCAUGGUCGCGCCCGUGUACACGGCCGAGGUGUCCCCGGCGUCGGCCCGCGGCUUCCUCACGUCUUUCACCGAGGUGUUCAUCAAUGUGGGCAUCCUCCUUGGCUACGUCUCCAACUACGCCUUCGCGCGCCUCCCGUUCCACCUCAGCUGGCGCGUCAUGCUCGGCAUCGGCGCCGUCCCGUCCGCCCUGCUCGCGCUCAUGGUGUUCGGCAUGCCGGAGUCGCCCCGCUGGCUCGUCAUGAAAGGACGCCUCGCGGAUGCCAGGGCCGUGCUGGCCAAGACCUCCGACACGCCAGAGGAGGCCGUGGAGCGCCUUGACCAGAUCAAGGCUGCCGCUGGCAUCCCGAGGGACCUUGACGGCGACGUGGUCGUCAUGCCUAAGACAAAAGGCGGCCAGGAGAAGCAGGUGUGGAAGGAGCUCAUCUUUUCGCCGAGCCCAGCCAUGCGGCGCAUACUGCUCGCGGCGCUCGGCAUCCAUUUCUUCCAGCAGGCGACGGGCUCCGACUCGGUCGUGCUCUACAGCCCACGCGUGUUCCAGAGCGCGGGCAUCACCGGCGACAACCACCUGCUCGGCGCCACAUGCGCCAUGGGGGUCAUGAAGACGCUCUUCAUCCUGGUGGCCACGUUCCAGCUCGACCGCGUCGGCCGGCGGCCGCUGCUGCUGACCAGCACGGCCGGCAUGCUCGCCUGUCUCAUCGGCCUCGGGACAGGCCUCACCGUCGUGGGUCGGCACCCGGACGCCAAGAUCCCCUGGGCCAUCGGCCUGUGCAUCGUGUCCAUCUUGGCAUACGUGUCCUUCUUCUCCAUCGGCCUCGGCCCCCUCACGAGCGUGUACACCUCGGAGGUCUUCCCGCUGCGGGUGCGCGCGCUGGGCUUCGCGCUGGGCGCGUCAUGCAACCGCGUGACCAGCGCCGCGGUUUCCAUGUCCUUCCUGUCCCUGUCCAAGGCCAUCACCAUCGGCGGCAGCUUCUUCCUGUACGCCGGCAUCGCGGCGCUUGGAUGGGUUUUCUUCUUUACCUUCAUUCCGGAGACGCGUGGCCUGCCGCUGGAGGAGAUAGGGAAGCUUUUCGGCAUGACGGACACGCCCGUCGAAGCCGAAGACACCGCCACGAAAGACAAGGCGAAAGUAGUGGAGAUGAACUAG
Triticum turgidum subsp. durum (durum wheat) is the source of this 1677-nucleotide messenger RNA. NCBI's taxonomy places the organism in Eukaryota, Viridiplantae, Streptophyta, Magnoliopsida, Poales, Poaceae. The record is from the annotation of a GenBank genome assembly.